GCCUCUCCUCCUCGGCAACUACUCUGUACAAAGCUUUGUUAACCCGGGGAGCUAAUCCCGAGAUUUCCACGAUCCAACGGUGACGAUUCCUCCGGCUCACCUUACGGUUGGUUUUUGAAGCCACAUUGGCCGUUACGUGCACUCGCGUCCUUCGUACUAAACUCUUGCGUUUCAUCCAUGGAGGAUGCUCGGGUGAAGCAAGAAAUCGUAGAAUUUGCGCAAGCUUUGCAGCCAAAUCGAAACGACGACGUUUCGAAAUCGGUUCCUCUGAUUGAACUCAGUAGCAGCGAUUCGUCCGAUUCCAGCGACUCCUCCGAUUCCGACGAUAAUGACGCAACCGUUUCCGGUCGCAAGAGAUUUAGGGUUUCUAGCGGUCUCGAAGGAGUUCUGUCGAAAAAGAAGAAGUUGGAUGGAUUAGGAAUUGUUUUGCCGCUCGGAUUUCUUGAUCCUCUGCCGCCCGAGGAACCGCCGGCGCUGGUGCCGACGGCGGUGACCUCGCCGACAGCAGUUGCCCAGCGGUCAUCUACUGCGAAUAGGAAUUUGGUUGAGCAAAGCUGCAAGCUAUUUUGGAAAGCUGGAGAGUAUGAAGGAGCUCCGGGUGGCGAUUUCGAUUCAUCCGCUGGUAAUUCGUGUGGCUUGGAUCAUGUCAGGGUUCACCCCAAGUUCCUACACUCCAAUGCCACCAGUCAUAAAUGGGCUCUUGGAGCUUUUGCAGAGCUUUUGGACAAUUCACUGGAUGAGAUCUGCAACGGAGCCACAUAUGUUAAUGUAGAUAUGCUUGAAAAUAAGAAAGAUGGGAACAGAAUGUUGCUGAUUGAAGAUAAUGGAGGUGGGAUGGAUCCAGAGAAAAUGCGACAAUGCAUGUCUCUUGGGUAUUCUGCAAAAAGCAAAAUAGCAAACACCAUUGGUCAAUAUGGAAAUGGUUUUAAGACGAGUACCAUGAGGCUUGGAGCAGAUGUUAUUGUGUUCUCACGUUGUUGUGGAAAGGAUGGAAAAAGCCCCACACAGAGCAUUGGAUUGCUGUCUUACACAUUUUUGAGGAGCACAGGGAAGGAAGAUAUUGUAGUUCCCAUGAUUGACUAUGAGAAAGGAGGGCGGGAAUGGAACAAGAUGAUAAGAUCAUCUGCCAGUGAUUGGAAUAAGAACGUGGAAACAAUAAUGCAGUGGUCUCCAUUUUCAAGUGAAUUGGAUCUUCUUCGACAGUUCAAUUUUAUAAAAGAACAUGGUACACGUAUAAUCAUAUACAACCUUUGGGAGGAUGACCCUGGGCAGUUGGAGCUUGAUUUUGACACUGAUCCCAAAGAUAUUCAAAUUAGAGGUGUCAACCGAGAUGAGAAGAAUAUCCAAAUGGCAAAACAGUUUCCAAACUCCAGGCACUUUUUGACUUACCGACAUUCAUUAAGGAGUUAUGCAUCAAUUUUGUAUCUUAGACUUCCACCUGGCUUCAGAAUUAUUCUUCGUGGGAAAGAUGUUGAGCACCACAAUGUAGUAAAUGAUAUGAUGAUGACACAGGAGGUUACAUACCGACCACAACCUAGUGCUGAUGGGGUCCCUAAGGAUUUGAAUAUGGUUGCUGUUGUGACUAUUGGAUUCGUGAAGGAUGCAAAGCACCAUAUUGAUGUUCAAGGAUUUAAUGUCUAUCACAAGAAUCGACUUAUUAAGCCCUUUUGGAGGCUUUGGAAUGCUGCAGGAAGUGAUGGCCGAGGAGUAAUAGGCGUAUUGGAGGCUAAUUUUGUUGAACCAGCUCAUGAUAAGCAGGGGUUUGAGCGUACAAUAGUUCUUUCAAGGCUUGAGACACGAUUGCUACAAAUGCAAAAGACAUACUGGACCACAUAUUGUCAUAAAAUUGGCUAUGCUCCUCGGCGUAACAAGAAAUUAAUCAAUGAAUCUGCUAGAGAAACAUCUCCUGAUUAUCUUCCCCAAACAUCUUCACAACCUAAAAAGAAGGUUGGUGCCUCAAGUGGCAAGACUCCACUUUCAAAUUUAGACAAGCGUGCUUCACACUCAAAUCAUAAGCAGGGAGGGAGAGAAUUGGAAAGAACUCCAGAAACAGUUUACCAGAGUCAUGGAAAUGGACAUGCAUCCAGUAAGCAGGAAAAGAGAACACAUAUGCCCACAAGACCUAGAAAAGAGCAAAGUUCUUUGGUGCCAUCAUCACCUUCUGCAGAGGAUGUUGAUGAUGAUGAUGUGCCAGCUGUUCUACCUGCGAGAGAAGCAAAUGGUAGAGUUCAUAAGGCAUCACAUGCUAAUAAUUCUUUUGGAAAAGACGGGCAUCAAAUCUCUACACGUUCACAGUCAAAGGGAGAUGAUGUUAAUGGAAACUCCAAUUCCCUUGCAUUAGAACAGUUGAGAGAAGAAAAUCGUGAGCUAAAGGAAAGAUUAAAGAGAAAGGAGGGUGAUACAGUAGUUGCCUGGCAGGGUGAUUUGGAGAAAGAAAGAGAGAAGUGUAAAUUACUUGAAACCGAGCUCCAGGAGGCAAGACAGAAAAUUGAGGACAUGAACAAAGAGCAGGACAGUCUAAUUGAUAUAUUCUCAGAGGAGAGGGACCGACGAGACAUAGAGGAGGAAAACCUGAGAAAGAAAUUAAGGGAAGCAUCUAAUACCAUCCAAGAGUUGCUUGAGAGGGUGAGGGUGCUGGAGAAGAUGAAGACCCCUAACGGCAAAUCAGAACGUCGCUAAAGGCUUCAUCUGCAAGAGAGACUUCUAAACUGUUCCUGGAUAUUGUCCAUGGUCAUGGUUUCCCUCAUAUCAGGCGUGUUUUUGGCUUCUCUAACAUAUGGAUUUUAGUAUGGGUGCAGAAUUUAGGAAAGCAGCAGCAGCAUCAUUCUUUAAAUGGUUUACUAACCUAGCUUUUGGUAUGGUGCCUUCCCCCAACUGCUUACUCCCUGUUAAUAUAUUUAGGAAAAUGGAUUGAAAGGAAAAGUUUUUGAUCUUGUCUUUUUUUGGGGGGUUGGGUCUGAUGCCAAAUUUUGAAUCAGAAUGAUGCAUACUGCAGUAUAUAUAUGCAUAAUUUGUUAUUUACGUUGAUCUGUAACUAAACUAGUGCUUAGCUGCUUCUUUUGUUGGUGUGAAUACAAAGGUUCAUUUCAUUCUUUUA
Vitis riparia (riverbank grape) is the source of this 3097-nucleotide messenger RNA. Its product is annotated as protein MICRORCHIDIA 7. Bases 178 to 2679 code for a protein of 833 amino acids. The record is from RefSeq and is a predicted model, not a curated record. The transcript has 20 exons. Gene Ontology annotation, molecular function: ATP hydrolysis activity. Lineage: Eukaryota; Viridiplantae; Streptophyta; Magnoliopsida; Vitales; Vitaceae. Gene Ontology annotation, cellular component: nucleus.